AUGAUCCGCUGCAUUCGACCAGGUUGUACUCAACUGUUUCAGGCUAAAGACCGUGAGCUGCACGAGCAACGUGACUGCAGAUUCACUCGACACACUCGCCAACUUCUUCGAGAUCGAGACGAUGGAGAUACUCCUGUUGAGUGCGAAUUGUGUCAUGAAACUCGUUUCAUUAUCAGGAAGCGCAAUCUGAAGAGCCAUCAACUGUACAUGUGUGUGAAGCGGCAAGUGGCUUGUCGUUAUAGUGAAUGGGGCUGCGAGAUGAAAUUCCCACAACAUGAGCAAGAAGUUCAUGAAGCAACUCAAUGUGUCGUGGCUGAACGAAGGAGGAAAAUCGCUGCCGACGCGCAACUUGUGAACGAGGAAAUUUUAUGUGAUUGGUGCCAGCAAAAAGUGAAGAAACGUAAAUUACUCGACCACCAGGAAGACGAAUGUUCUGAACGCGAGCGUCCGUGUCCAAACUCCGUCAAUGGAUGCAAAGAGUGGGUCCCUGUUGGGAAAUUUGACGAGCACAUUCGUACCUCCUGCAUCGUGACGAUAGAACGGAAAAAUCUGGCAGCAAGAGCACGUGAAAAAAACUCACCCGUGACGUGUCCAGAGUGUGGAGAAAUAGUUCGGUUGCGGCAUCUCACUCGACACUUUAAAGAUGAAUGUGUCAGCCGUGUCGUUCCGUGUAAGAAUGCUGCUCAUGGCUGCAAAGCGCGUCUUCGAUGGCGAGAUCGACACUUGCAUGAAGACUUUCUGUCAUUGUCAAAAGACCGCAGCAUGCUUCAGUUCAGCACUGGAGGAAACGCGUACAUCUCAAUCAACAGUACGAAUCAAACGUCUGUUGAUCUACCACCCCCGUGGACUGCCGAAUUUUACGUUUGGAUGGUCGACGCAGAUGAAGAAAUCCUGUCAUUGCAUAAAAGCAGCUUGGAGUUAAUGGAAAUUGUUGCUGUUCACACACGGGAAAACGCUCAGCGGCAAACUAAAUCCGACAAUUGCAAGAAGAAAUUGAAGGAGUUAAAGCAAAAACGCAAGCGUAAAAACACUGAUAAAACACAAGGAACGCAUCUGUCUGGUGAGGAAAUGGCAAUCGCAGCAAAAGAACUGGCGGAAGAUUUCAAUAAUGCAGAGAACGGAUUGGUAGAGACUCGAAAGGAGAUCGCGUUGGCUCAAGGCUGGAUCGAGGUCUACAUCGUCGAGGCUAAGCGCAUUUUGGACACGGAUGUGGCUGACGAGGACGCAAAACAAACACUCCUCACUGCGAUUGUCGACCAAACUGCUCAGUUCUUGAACGAGAGGAUGCUGCUAGUGCAAUUAUUACCAGAAUCUCAUCGAUCUUUGCUAAGUGACUUGGAAGCGUGGGCCAAGCAGUUUACAUCCAAAAUCCCAACCAAAGAAGACAAAGCUGAGCGUCAGCGCAAAGUUGCAGAGCAGAAUAACCUACUUAAGAAACGCAGUGAGUUUCAAUCACAAUUGGAGGCUUUAGAUCCUGAAGAUCCAGAGUCUCAGAGACUGCAACGCAGAUACGAACGUGAGAUCUCCAAAGUGGACGCCAAGUUGUCGCUCAUAUCGGACAGCAAACCGACUCAACUUCUAGAGCGCUGCGGCCGCCACAUCAUCGCGUCGAGUGUGAAGAAUGUCAUCUCUUUCGUAUCUGGACCUAAAGGCGAGAUAGUUUUCUAUCGUCUAUCGGGAAAAGCAGCAAGAGAAGUGAAUUUCCAAGUUCGAAUGGAACGGAAUCGCUGGAACCACGUCGUGUUCUCUGCUGGUUCGAAAGAGCUCAGUCUCUUCCUUAAUGGCGAACUCAAAGCCACCCGCAGCGGCGUAUUCGACCUGCCUAUGAGCAGUAUCGGCACCAAAGAGAAGACCGAGUCAUUCCAGGGUUUUAUCCAAGAGAUCCGCUACUGGAACGAGUGUCGUAGUAUCCAGCAGAUUCAACAGAACGGUGCGUCUAUUCUACAUGUGGCUAAGUGUAAGUCUCUCGUGGGCUAUUGGACGUUUGAGGAAGGAAUGGGCGACCUAGUGGACGACAUGGCGUUGAAGCUGCCUCGUUCCUCUUGUUUUGAUACAAACUGGGUCAUUUACGACACUCCGGAGGUUCGUAAACGCUUCGGCAUUCCACCCACGCCGUCACUGCGAGACCAAACGUGCUGCUUAGUGAACCAGAAGUUGAAGCUGCUGGCUCAACGCGCACGCGACCGGGAGCUGGACGUGGUGCCGUGUCGUCAGCACUGCGAACAGGCCGUCGCGUAUCGGGAUCUGGAGCGGCAUCAUCGUGUCGAGUGCGUACAUCGCUUGGUUGUGUGUAAGGAGGUUGGCUGUGAGGCCUCGUAUCGCUUCAGCAAUGAGGCUGAGCACCUGCGGACCAAGUGCGAGCGUCACUUACUGCGAGAUGAACUGGUACGUCGCUACCACGAGAGACGCGAACUGGUCGAGUGCGUCUUGAACUGCUCUGAGAGGAUCCAGAGGCGAUUUAUGACGCUGCACUGCCACCAAGAGUGCGCUAAUAGACUCGUCAAGUGUCCGUGGGAAGACUGCGGCACCACAGUUCUCGCUAAUUUGUUGACUGGCCACUUGGAGAGCGAGUGCUGUAGUGAGACAAAGGCGACAAGAGAGGAAAUGGUGGAGAAUGGACGCCAAAGACUCAAGAUGAAGGAAGAGAAGGAGAGUAGAGGAUGA
Phytophthora nicotianae INRA-310 is the source of this 2664-nucleotide messenger RNA. RefSeq lists its product as hypothetical. The record is from RefSeq and is a predicted model, not a curated record. Bases 1 to 2664 code for a protein of 887 amino acids. NCBI's taxonomy places the organism in Eukaryota, Oomycota, Peronosporomycetes, Peronosporales, Peronosporaceae. The transcript has a single exon. Gene Ontology annotation, molecular function: zinc ion binding.